AUGAAUGAAUUUAACGAUUUCAAAUAAUUGCGUUAAAAUUACUCAAAUGCUUUGGAGAAAAACAUCCAAAAACUUUAGGGUAGAUUAAAGGCUCUAAAUAAUAACAUAAUAAACUCUACAUCAGCCUAAAAAAUAACAAUGACGAAGAAUCCCUCAGAAGUGAAAUCAUUAAGAUCAUCCUGCUUAUUUCCAGACAACAAUUUGGCAUCACCAACUGACAGAUUCGAGAACAGUCAAGUCUUUGCUAAUUAUAACAGAUACAGCAGUCUCGAUGUCCCUUAAGCAAGUCAAGGGGCUUAAAAAAGCAAAUAAUCGCCAGAUGUUUUUGAAAAUAUUUUUUUGAAAUAAUCUUACAUUCCUUAUGAAUAGAAAUAGAUAAAGUAGGCGAGUAAAACUAAGCAGAAAAACACUCAAAGCAACACUUUGAAGAUAACAAAAAAAGUAGACAAAAAUCCUUUAAGCAAUCAAAUGAAUAGUCAAUCUCUGUAAAAUAUCAAGAAGAAAGAUGAUAUUUCAUAAGAUAAAACACUAAAAAGGAAUCCUGAGAAAAAGAAAGCACUAAUCCCAUCGGCUGCUUAAUCAAAGACUAAGAAUACAUCGCGUUCACCCCAGAAGCAAAGAGUCAAAUAAAAUAAACAACAAACACCCUAAUAAAAUCAACAGAAACCAUUGCUAAACGACAUUUUGAAAAAAUUUGUUUCCUCCAAAACUAGUUUAAGCAGAACCAUAUCCAAAUCCAAAUCGAAAUCCAAGUCAAAAUCAAAGUCCAAAUCUCCUGAAAAAGAAUCUACUUCUUUUAAAAAAAAACUCAAAUCCAGAUCAAGAGAGCAAGCCAUACACCAUUAUAAUGAACAAAUUACAUCCUAGUUUAGUCCAAUACAAGAGAAGUUCCAGAUGAGGAAUAUUGACUACUCGCCCAGUCUAUUACGCUAAGUGAGGACUUUAAGUAAAAAGAAGGGAAUCAGCAAAUCAAAGCAAUCCUUACAAUAAUAGCAAUAAUAAGUUACCAAUCCCAGUCCAAAUAAGGUGUCUGAGAUACACACUCUGAGAUUGAAGCAUUUAUUGAGGGAGAAAUCAAGUAAAUAGGACAAAAAGGCGAGGAAUCAAAUACGGACUACUGAGUCUCCGAUUUAAAUUAGAGAUUAUAAAAUUGAUGUUCCCCAAAUUAAGAGUCUUGAAGAUCAGCCAAAGGAUGAUUCCAAACCAAGUUCUGUAAGACUCAAUACUUUAUCGAUUUAAAGAUCUGAUGAAAAGGAUCGAAGUGUUUUGAUGAAUAUUUUCAAUGAAUUGAAAAAUUUAUCUGAGGAUCAAAUUCAAUAGUUUUAGCAAAUAUUAAAGUAAAUUAGAGUGGAAAGAAAGGAUGAGGAAUUGCAAACCUCCAUUUCCUAUAUAAAUUAGGUGGUAGAAAAUCAGAAAGCCAACAACCAAGCAAAUCAAAAGAAUAAUAUUUUGGAAAGUCAUUUGAAGAUGGCAUUGGAAGAAUUCCCUAAAAAGUCUCAUGCAUCGUCGCCGAUGUCAAACAGUAGUUUCAUUUUUAAGAAGGAGUUCCUGACAAAUUCUUAAAUAGAAGACAUAUGCUAAUAGAGGGAGAAAUUAGAGUAUAAAAUUGAGGGUGAACAGUCAGAUGUAGGCAUUUUAGAAUUUGUUGCAGUAGUAAAAAAUAUCUCCGAGAUCGUUCCAUCACAAUAAAUAAUUGGUUUAAUCGUGGUUUUCAAAGCAGGCAGAUUAAUUGUCGAAAUUCAAGAGUGA
This is a messenger RNA of Paramecium tetraurelia, 1749 nucleotides long. RefSeq lists its product as uncharacterized. NCBI's taxonomy places the organism in Eukaryota, Ciliophora, Oligohymenophorea, Peniculida, Parameciidae. The record is from RefSeq and is a predicted model, not a curated record. The transcript is spliced from 3 exons.